AUGCCUCCGACGAGGAUCCCAGUCACCCAGCUCCGCCAGGGUCUAAGGACGUUCGCAUCACGGGCAUCACAUCAGCACGCCGCAGCGGCUAGCCGACACGUGCCGCUGCACCACGAGCCUUCGCAACGCAUUCUAUCCAAAGUUGCCACCCUGCAUAACCAGACGGCGUCGCAGUUCCCCGAGCUGGUGCGGGACGCCACGAGCUACACCGCACUCGCUGCCCUCACGACCGGGGUUUCGUGGCUGAUUUAUUGCUCGGACGAGAAUGCAGAUCUGAUAGAGUUCCUGGAGCUAUAG
Capronia epimyces CBS 606.96 is the source of this 297-nucleotide messenger RNA. RefSeq lists its product as uncharacterized. Bases 1 to 297 code for a protein of 98 amino acids. NCBI's taxonomy places the organism in Eukaryota, Fungi, Ascomycota, Eurotiomycetes, Chaetothyriales, Herpotrichiellaceae. The transcript is spliced from 2 exons. The record is from RefSeq and is a predicted model, not a curated record.